This is a messenger RNA of Cricetulus griseus (Chinese hamster), 3801 nucleotides long. The record is from RefSeq and is a predicted model, not a curated record. NCBI's taxonomy places the organism in Eukaryota, Metazoa, Chordata, Mammalia, Rodentia, Cricetidae.
GUGACUGCCAACAGCCAGCUCAAUGCCGAAUCCAGAAAUGUACCACAGAUUUCGUGUCCCUCACUUCACAUCUGAACUCUGCCACUGAUGGCUUUGACUCUGACUUUUGCAAGGCACUCCGAGCCUAUGCCGGCUGCACCCAGCGAACUUCAAAAGCCUGCCGUGGCAACCUGGUGUACCAUUCUGCCGUGUUAGGUAUCAGUGACCUCAUGAGCCAGAGGAACUGCUCCAAGGAUGGACCCACAUCCUCUACCAACCCAGAAGUGACCCAUGACCCUUGUAACUACCACAGCCACGGAGGAGUCAGAGAACACAGGGGAGGGGACCAGAGCCCUCCCAAUUACCUUUUCUGCGGCUUGUUUGGAGACCCUCACCUUAGAACUUUCAAGGAUCACUUCCAGACGUGCAAAGUGGAAGGGGCCUGGCCUCUGAUAGACAAUAAUUAUCUUUCGGUUCAAGUGACGAAUGUGCCUGUGGUCCCUGGAUCCAGUGCCACUGCUACUAACAAGAUCACUAUUAUCUUCAAAGCACACCAUGAGUGUACAGAUCAGAAAGUAUACCAAGCUGUGACAGAUGACCUGCCAGCUGCCUUUGUGGACGGCACCACCAGUGGGGGGGAUGGUGAUAUUAAGAGCCUUCACAUCGUGGAGAGGGAGAGUGGCCGCUACGUAGAGAUGCAUGCCCGCUACAUAGGCACCACCGUGUUUGUGCGACAGCUGGGUCGCUACCUAACCCUCGCCAUUCGAAUGCCUGAAGACUUGGCCAUGUCCUAUGAGGAAAGCCAGGACCUGCAGCUGUGUGUGAAUGGCUGCCCUUUGAGUGAAUGCAUCGAUGAUGGACAAGGCCAGGUGUCUGCUAUCCUGGGGCACAGCCUGCCACACACUGCCUCGGUGCAGGCCUGGCCUGGCUACACACUGGAGACUGCCAGCACCCAAUGCCAUGAGAAGAUGCCAGUGAAGGACAUCUAUUUCCAGUCUUGUGUCUUUGACCUGCUCACCACCGGUGAUGCCAACUUUACCGCUGCAGCCCACAGUGCCUUGGAGGAUGUGGAAGCACUGCACCCCAGGAAGGAGCGUUGGCAUAUCUUUCCCAGCAGCGGCCGUGCAGGACGCAGCGAUUUGUCUGUUGGUCUUGGACUCACAUGCUUGAUCCUUACUGUGUUUUUGUAGGGUUUUUGUUGUUGUUGUGUUUUUUUUUGUUUUUUUUUUUUUUUGUCUAUAACAAAAUUUUAAAUAUAUAUUGUCAUAAUAUAUUGAGUGAAAGAGUAUAUAUGUAUAUACCAUGUAUAUAACAGAUGUUUGUCCUGGAACACCAGAUUGUACAUUAUGUGUUUGACUGUUCUCACAUAUGUUGGUUAUAGUGUUUUUUUUGAUUGUACCAAUUUUGUUUUUGUGGUUUUGUGAAAUGUUUUAUAAUGUCCCUUCCUAGGGACCUCUUAGAAAGCACUUUAUUUUUUAUAUAUUAAAUAUUUAUGUGUGUACCUGGCUAAUAUGUACAGUGCAUAUUCACAGACACCACAGCCAUCCAUUUGAAGGUGACAGUUUGUAGCUACCCUGGGUGUUCUUCCUGCACUUCCCAUUGCUACUGAUUUGCCAAGGUACACAGUCUGUAAUGGAGCUGUCUCCCUUCCUUUGAAGUGUCAAUCUGAGAGGAAAGUUGUCCCCUCCCUUGUAAGUACUUUGAUUCUACUUAAGAGCUCUGUUUCUAACAACUUACUUUUCAGAACAUGGGGCAGAAGUGCUACAACUGCAGUUCUUGUUACUCAGUGACAUUUGAGCACAUGUGACCUGUGAGGUUGACCCUUCUGAAGCUGCCAUGUGUUAAGAGUCUGGUGAUGGUCAUUUCAAGUUGAUAACCAGGCAUCUCCCUACACCUGAGCUAGUCCCCCUAUCCCUUUUUAAGUUGUAGUUUCCCCCUCCUUUAACUCUUGAAGCAAAACAAAGUCAUCAGCUUAGUACAGUUCAUGCCUUGCUAUCCCUCUUUGCAAUUUGCAGAGAUCACAUUUGUAACUUUCUCCUCCUUGGCUGCUUGGAGUCCUAAUGGUGCUCUCUGGUUCCACCCCAGCGUCUCCUUAACUUCACCUCAGGAUUCCAAACUCUGGCUGUUAGUCUUCCUGUGAUAUUGAGGUCCAGGUAUAGGGCCUUCAGAACAGAAAAUCUUCCUUGGUGUGUAUUAGUAUACACUUGCCUGUGGAUGCUGUCGUCCUGACAUUCGUAACGAGGCAUUGCGCUGUCCAAGUGGUAUCUGUCUUCUCAGCUCUCUGCCAUCUUAACACCUACAGUUGAAUGUUAGGCAGUUGCUCCUGUCACUUAGUGAAAUCCCCAUAAGGUAAAGUCUCUCCUUGCCUCUCCCAUCCCAUUGUUGGUACCAACUAUAAAAGAAUUAACAAAAGGCUGUGAGAGUAGCAGAGUCAACUCCUGAAUAGAUAGGUUUGUAUUGUUAUAUCUAAAUGUGAGUGUUUGGUUCCAAGAAGUAAUAUAAUUUGUGUUUCAAUAUUUAACGUUUACAGUAAUGCAAGCAAAAGAUACGAACUUAAAAUACUGUAGUUAUUCUUUGCCAUGUCCUGUUGGCCAUUGGCACUAACAGAGUCAGGCUAGCAGCAGAAAAGGGUAUCAUUUUGUGAAGUGGUAUCAUCACAGGGUGAGAUUGUGUGUUCUUUCUAGAGGUGGCAAACCCUUAGCUUGGGGAAAAUUAUGAAGGCACCCUAAAUGAAUUCCAGAGAGCUGGAAUCUAACCCUGUAAAAGAGGGGUCCCUUUAGGAAAGCUGGACUAGGAAGGACUGACCAACCCUGAGCUCUGAAACAUGGCCACUUUUGUUCAUCUGUGGAGCCGUAUGCCAAGUUCAGAAGCUUGUCACUAGCUAGUAACUUAUGAUUGAGUAGAACAAGGAAGGGAAGAUGAUGUCAGAUACUUUUAACCACUAUUUUUGUGCAAAUAGUAUAAAAGGUAAAGUAAAAAUCGAUAGAAGUUUCUACAGUGUCUGGCAUUAGUGUGAUUGAUACACCUUUAUCCUUUUGGGGAGAGAACAAAACCACCACCUCUACUGGCAGACUGGAUAAGAAAGUUUGUUUAGCUGUAACGUUUAGCAGAAAAGGGUGCCCAUGAUAUGUACUACACAUCGGUAGUACCAGUAAUACAGUGUGGCAGGUGGUUCUCCCUCAUAAUCAGUGUCUCUGUACGACCUUUACAGUCCCCAAGGAUAAUUUUUAGAAAUAAAGUAUUUCUGUAGAGAAGGGCCAGGUUUUCUUUGGGGUUUCUACGAACAUACUGCUUGCACUUGUUUAGCCAGAAUUUCAGACCAUGCCAGCGUAUGAGUAGGCUUUGGCUCUUCACAGGUCUCCUGGGAGAGCUUAAAACUUGGGCCAAAACACUGAUUUCCACAGAUCUACAUGUGAUUCUUUUAGAGAAGACUCAAAAACACUUUUUGCCCUCUUCACUGUGCUUGGAAACCCCCACAUUGUGCCGAGUCUUUACAGAGAAACCUGUAGAUGUGGUUUGUAGGUAUAUGAGUAAGUAUCUGUGUAAAAACAGUGGGUAUGCAGUAUGUAAAUACGUUUAAGUUAUUAUGCUAGAAAAAUAAAGUUACAGACCACGCUGUUGAAUGUUUGUUCCUUGAUUUUAGUGACACCUGCUGGAAGAGCUGAGAACCCCUCUGCAGAAGGGAAGGAGUAAGGGUGUUAAUAAGAUCCUAAUAGGUUUUCACAAGAUGGACUCCCUGCCCCCUAGCUCAUUUGACUGCUACUGUAGUUUUUCCUUUAUAACCUUUACGCAAGUACAAAUAAAGUAGUGUCUGUGAGACUG